This is a messenger RNA of Entamoeba invadens IP1, 1593 nucleotides long. RefSeq lists its product as hypothetical. Gene Ontology annotation, molecular function: calcium, potassium:sodium antiporter activity; calcium channel activity. Gene Ontology annotation, biological process: calcium ion transmembrane transport; intracellular calcium ion homeostasis. The coding region runs from base 1 to 1593 and encodes 530 amino acids. NCBI's taxonomy places the organism in Eukaryota, Evosea, Mastigamoebida, Endamoebidae. The record is from RefSeq and is a predicted model, not a curated record. The transcript is spliced from 3 exons.
AUGGAAAAUAAGCAAAACACCACAUGGCUCGACCAUUUCAACAAACUCCCAUUAACUCCUUUCGAGAAGUAUGGUGGAUUUUUGCUUUACUUUUAUGUUGUUCUCCAGUGUGGAUUUGCCACAUACCACCUAACUGACAAGGUGAUCUUCCCAUCUUUCAAUCGUUUAUCUCUCUUUGUAGAGCACGUUUUUAAGACGCGCUUUUUCACUCCAUUUUUCAUUCAACUUGCUUCGAGUCUUCCCGAAGUGUGUGUCGGCAUUUUAGGACUUUUAUUUAUGAACUACUAUUCAACAUCAAGUGGGUUAAUCAUAGGGAGUGCGUUUUUAAGUGUUGUUGUCUUAACUGGACUUCCCACACUUUUAUCGCACGACAAUAUCAUAAUAUCUAAAGUGACAUUUGUGAGAGAGGCACUUAUUCUUCUUCUUGCAAUAUUGUUUUAUUACAUCUUUGCGAAGUCGUUGCCGAGUGUUGAUGAUAUCAAAUUUGGUAAAGCGUUGUUAAUAUUAAGUUUGGUGGUCUAUGUGUUCUAUCUACUUGCCGUAUUUAUCACAACAAAAUACUCACGAGAACUCAUCACACAAGAAUUUGUCGAUAACAAAACACCGUUAAAUCUCUCAGAGCCGGAAGUGAAUAAAGAGGGCAUUGAGAAGAUACGAAGUGGAAUGCAAUACAUCCGAUCACCGGACUAUAGCGAAGUUGCGUAUUCCACGUCACAGUGGACGGAGCAUUGGGUUGAUUUAUAUCAGGACGAAAUAUUGAUCAGGAAAGACCGAUCCCCACAGUCCCGACCAUUAGUAACUGUUGACACUUCUGAAAUAGUAAGUAUCAUGUGUGAUACAUUAGACGAUACAUUAUUUGACAUUUACACUUCGGAUCAUCAAUGUUAUGGAUUUCGGAGUAAACAACGGCAGGAGUGGAUACGGAAUUUAAACUUAGUGACUGAAGAUAUAACUCUAAGACCGAAUGAAGUCGAUUGGAAAGAAAUGAUCGAGUGGAAGCCACUGACAGGGAAAUUGUAUCAAGGGGUAUCCCUCUUUAUCUUUUGGCCGGGUAUUCUCUUAUGUAAAUUAACGGUCCCAUUCGACUUGUUUUAUGGGAGUGCAGUUGUGAGUACUUUCAUAUCUAUUCUUUACUUCUAUAUCUUUGGGUUUGUCGAGGUCUUAAUAUGUUUGCGACUGGAAAAAGUGUUUGGGAUCAGUGCGGAUAUCCUUGGUGUUAGUCUCAUUUGUGUCAUAGGAAUAGGGCUGAGACAUUUUGCUGUUGGCUGGAAUGCGGGGCGAAAAGAUUGUGGGAACUUGUCCGUCCUUCAAGGAUAUUCGCAAGCCAUUUUCUUCAUGCUUGUAACACUGAGUGUGCCUUGGACUAUUUUUGUGUUUGUGUUCAAACCCGUAUUUGUCAUCUCUUCGACCUUUUCAGGUUAUGUCCUUGAAUUUUUCCUCGGUGGAUUAUUCAUUUUAAUAUUAGUACAUCUUGUGUUGGCAAUUAGAAGUACACAAGUCUCGAUUGGAAAGUGGUUUGGUGGUGUUCUUCUAUGUGUCUUCUUAAUUCUUUUUAUCUUAGUAAUGAUACCACCUUUCAAAUUGGGAAUGUGA